Molecule: messenger RNA, 1211 nt
Organism: Styela clava
Lineage: Eukaryota; Metazoa; Chordata; Ascidiacea; Stolidobranchia; Styelidae
Source: RefSeq, a predicted model, not a curated record
AUGUUCAAUUAUAUUUUUCAUAUUUAUGAAGGAGAGAGGCCUUUUGCGAAAGACAACCACUUUCUUGGAAGUUUUGUACUCGAUGAAAUACCGGCAGCGCCGAAAGGGGUUGAGAAACUAAAAAUUUGCUUUGCUUUAGAUGAAAAUGGAAUUUUAACUGUAAAAGUACAAAUUGUUAGUACCGGGAGAGAAAAGAAAAUUACAAUUGGAUAUGGAGGACGAUUUGAUGACGCUGAAGUAGCACUCAUGGUGAAAAGAGCUGAAAAAUUCAAGAUAGAAGAUGAAGCAUGGUUGGAACGCAACAAACAAGUUAAUAAUUUAGAAGAGUAUGCUUAUUCCGUAAAACACGCAGUUAAUGGGGAAAAUUUUGAGAACGUCGCAGAUGAGGACAAGAUGGAAGUGAUCAAUAAAUGCAAUGAAGUUAUUGCUUGGGUCAAGUUGAACCGAAAUCCUGGAAUUCAACAAACAAAAGAAAAUUUAGAGAAGCUCGAAAAAACUUGCAGACCAGUCUUCUUGAUGAUACCUGGCGGAUCCGCAUUACUUCGCAAAUUUGAAAAAUAAUCAAUUUGGUUGUUCAAUGAACAAUGUAGUCAUUUGAAUGUAAAUGAAAAUAUAAUCAACAAUGAUUUGAAAUUUUUUUUGGCAAUGAACUUUUAGAUGUUUUCUGGAAUAUGCGCAUGCUUUAUAUCCAUAUUUCUUCUGUAAUUGUUAUAUUUGUACGUAUUUAACUUUCACAAAUAUUUGUUUUUGUGGUUUAAUGCUUAUUUGAUAAAAGUUGGAAAUGUUGUCUAAAUUAACUUUGCAAUCUUGAAACGCUAUAUUAUUACUUAUCCAUCAUAUCUCGAACCAGGAGUCUAUUGAUUUUGGACGAUAUUCUUGUUUCAAGUAUUAUGGCGAUUCAAGAAGAAUUAAAAUCGAUUUCAGACAAAUGCUAAUUUCUAAACGCUGUUUAAGUAGCUUAAAGAUAUAUGAGAUAAUUAUAAAUAUAUCGCUGUUUAAUGUUGGCGUGUCUACAUGGUGGACACCAGUUAAAUCUAAUCACUUGCCGGAUAGUAAUAUUCAUAUUGCUUUUGUAUAUAAACGAUUUCAAGUAAUAUUAGUAUCCGCAUUUCCAUUUAGUUAGUGUUGGCUAUUGAGUGUACAAAAUAUAUAUAUAAUGUUGUGUGCUAUUCUAGAUUGUAUUCAGUGAUUGUCUAUCUAUUAACAUAUCU